GUCCACGGGAGCUUUCGAAUGCUCCCGGAGCACAAAAUGCCGGAUAGGGCUUCCGCCAUCGGUCUCGCGUGCCACGGAAUAUGCCGAUCUGCGUUCCUUCUUCGGUCUGGCUGCUUCCGGCGACCACUCCGAUUUCUUCGGCGCCUCCGAUAAAGGCUGGGACAGGGCAAUGGCUAGGGGGCUGCAGAUUCACCGCAGGAAAGAAGAGGAAGUGUUUUUCCACGUGUUCGGUCGCCACCAACAACGAUGUCGGAUCCGAGGUGGAAUUCCCUCGAGACUACUUCGAGCUCCUUAAGCAGGCGAAGGAAGCAACUGAAGUGGCUCUGAGAGAUGGCAAACAAUUGCUGGAAAUCGAGUUCCCUACUGCUGGCCUAGAAUCAGUACCAGGUGACGGUGAGGGAGGGAUUGAAAUGACAGAAAGCAUGCAGUUGAUAAGAGGCUUUUGCGAUCGCCUGAUAACUCCUGAAAAGGCAGCACGAACUAGAGUGUUCUUCCCAGAGGCAAAUGAAGUUGACUUUGCAAGAAAAUCAGCUUUUGAGGGAACCACAUUGAAGCUUGACUACCUGACUAAGCCAUCGUUUUUUGAGGAUUUUGGUUUCGUGACCAAAAUCCAAAUGAUAGAACGGGUGAAGCCAGAUGAUGAAAUUUUCUUGGUUGCAUAUCCCUAUUUCAACGUUAAUGAAAUGCUUGUGGUGGAAGAAUUGUACAACGAAGCUGUCCUAAAUACUGGAAGAAAGUUAAUAAUCUUCAAUGGAGAGCUUGAUCGGAUAAGAAGUGGAUAUUAUCCACAGUUCUUCUACCCCAAGUUGGCUGCACUUUCCAAGACAUUCCUUCCUAAGAUGGAGACAGUAUAUUACAUUCACAACUUUAAAGGACUUAAAGGAGGAACACUUUUCAGGUCGUAUCCUGGCCCAUGGAAGGUACUGAGAAGAAUAGGCAAUAAAUACAUGAGUUUGCAUCAACAAGAAGAAAUGCCAUCACUUAAGGAAGUUGCACUCAACAUUCUUCCAUCAGCAUAAUCUCCAUGACUAUACUAAAGAUUCAACUAUACCCAUACAAAAGUUCUAUUCAUCGUUUGGUUGCAGAAAUGUGUCCGAUGCAAUCUCCAGGAGUCUCGAGUUCCUUGGCAAUAUGACUCCAGUAGCGUCGGCUUGAGAAAUUUGUAGUUCUGCGUUAGCUUUAAUUUGUGUUUUCUAUGUCGAAUGUAUCUCUUCGAAUUCCAGUGAGCAAGUUAAUCAUAUUCCUACUUACCAGAUCAGAUUUCUUUUA
Messenger RNA from Zingiber officinale, 1269 nucleotides. RefSeq names its product protein LPA3. The record is from RefSeq and is a predicted model, not a curated record. NCBI's taxonomy places the organism in Eukaryota, Viridiplantae, Streptophyta, Magnoliopsida, Zingiberales, Zingiberaceae. The transcript is spliced from 10 exons. The coding region runs from base 81 to 1019 and encodes 312 amino acids.